CAAGAACCUAGUGAUUCCAGCCAUGAAAGCCUUCGACAAUACAUUAACUCUCUCUGGGUCAUUUCCAUUCUACUCCAGGUCCUCUGCAUCUCUCCCCGCAUCCCCUUCCUCCUCAUCUGAACACUCAGCAUCAGACCAGGCUGCAACAACAACACCCCAAUGUCAUGGGACCUUGUCAAAUGGGCUGCAUCCACAAGUUCCCCCUGUUGCUUCUUCUUCCUCUUCAGAUGCAGAGAGGGUCCUCUCCAGAGCCGAGCACGUCCUGCAAGGUGUCCGCCUGGAGGUCCGUCCGGGACCUCCCCGCGACCAAAAGAAGGUGCUCCUCUAUGGCCUGAGUCCCCAGAGCAGCCAGGACUUGGUGGAGCUGUACGUGGAGCACAUGCUGAAGUGCGACCGGGGCGCCUACUCCCUCUUCCGCAGCCCGGAUGGCAGGCAGGCCCUCGUUCAACUCCAGCGGCCCAUCAGCCACGCAGAGUUCCUGUCGCUGGCGGAGCAGGUGGGGGGCCGCCCACUGGAGGGGUCCACGCUGUGCCUGGAGUGGCUGGAGCAGACGGAGAGCUUGCUGGUGCGCAGCCAAGGCGGGAAGGAGCCCCUGCAGAAGGACCUGCUGGAGCUCUACUUCGAGAGCAAGCGCAGCGGAGGGGGGCCCGUGCGUGAGGUACACCUCCUCCCGGGAGGCCUCACUGCCAUCGUCACCUUCCAGGAGCGGGAAACGGUGGAGAGGGUCCUGCAGCAGGGCUCCCACCAGCUCCCAGGGGUCGCCUUGGAUGUCUGUCCUCACUACGACUUCCUGGAGCCCCCACAAGAGAAGGAGAAGGAGGAAGAGGAGGAGGAAGUGUGGGAAGUGCCCAAUGGAGGAGAAGCGGAAGGGGGCAUGGAGGCCUUGCCAGAGGAGGCCCCCCAGCUGACCUGGAUCUCUCUCCCGGAGGAGGUCCCCCCACGCCUGCUGCAGUCCGACCUGGUCUUGCAAGAACUAACCUCUCCAGUGCCGGAGUGCUCCUUGCGCCUGGAGGGGCUCCAGCUGUGCAUCUCGGGGGGAGACUCCACUACACGCUCCCGGCUGGAGGCCCACAUCCGAGGGGUCUUGCGGGAGACCGUCAUGGAGCUCGUGCCCCUCCCCGACUGGACAACGGCAGACUUCCUGCGACGGGAGGACGUCCAGCAGGGUUUGGCGGAGCGACUGGCAGAGCGACGGGUGGCGGCCUGCUUCCUGCCUCCGGACAAGAGCGGGGUCUCGGUCACAGUGGUGGCUCUGACGGCGUUCCAGGCGCGGCAAGCGGCUUCCCUGCUGGGCUCUUUCCUACGGCGCUUCUCGCUCCCGCUCUUGGAGCGGCACCUGCCGGCCCUGGCCUCCUCCGCCUGGGAGCGCCUGCAAGCGGAGCUGCGGCUGUGCCUCCUGCGCCCAGCCGAGGAUGGGACCCGGCUGGAGGGGGUGGCGGUGUCCGGCCUGGAGGACGAGAACGCGGAGCGGGCAGAGGCCUUCUUGCGGGAGAGUGCCCCCGACGAGACCCUGGUAGCCAUGGAGCCCGGCCAGCUGCGCUUCCUGCAGCUCUAUCAUCGGGAGGUGCUGGCCGGGCUGACCCACCUGGCCCCACUGCCCAUCGAGGGGAAGGAC
This is a messenger RNA of Anolis sagrei ordinatus, 1615 nucleotides long. NCBI's taxonomy places the organism in Eukaryota, Metazoa, Chordata, Lepidosauria, Squamata, Anolidae. The record is from RefSeq and is a predicted model, not a curated record.